Messenger RNA from Uranotaenia lowii, 320 nucleotides. Its product is annotated as putative odorant receptor 83c. The transcript is spliced from 3 exons. The record is from RefSeq and is a predicted model, not a curated record. Gene Ontology annotation, biological process: sensory perception of smell; detection of chemical stimulus involved in sensory perception of smell. Gene Ontology annotation, cellular component: plasma membrane. Gene Ontology annotation, molecular function: odorant binding; olfactory receptor activity. Lineage: Eukaryota; Metazoa; Arthropoda; Insecta; Diptera; Culicidae. Bases 9 to 311 code for a protein of 100 amino acids.
UGUGCUACAUGAUCAACUAUUUGCCAGGAUAUGGGUUUGUGAUAGGGGCCUUGUUUCAACUGUUGGAAUUUUGUCUUUUGGGCACAAUUUACACCGUUCAGAACGAAGCGAUGAUUCGAUCCAUCUACGAGGUCAAGUGGUAUCUUUUACCAGCGGAUGAACGACGCAUGUGGAGCUUCAUGCUUCACAAGAGUCAGAAUGCGGUUAAUCUGACGAUCGGUGGUUUAGCGGUGCUCAACGUGGAAACCUUUGUUGAGAUUAUUAAAACAAUUUAUCAGUGUUUUGCAAUGUUAAUUAACUUUGUUAAAUAAUAAACAAGG